Molecule: messenger RNA, 1697 nt
Organism: Trachymyrmex cornetzi
Lineage: Eukaryota; Metazoa; Arthropoda; Insecta; Hymenoptera; Formicidae
Product: fibroblast growth factor 18
Exons: 5
Coding region: 95-793 (232 amino acids)
Molecular function (GO): growth factor activity
Source: RefSeq, a predicted model, not a curated record
AUCAACGUAGUUUCAACAUAGACUACAACUCCGCUGUUGCGCAUCGUAUCGGUUACCACAGCUUGCCGUUUUAGCGAAGAUUUUGUGCCUCCUGAUGGUGGUGAUGUGCGGGGCGGUGCCGGCGAUGGUGCGCUCCGUGAGUCUCUACUCAACUUGCAGCAGCGGCAAUGUUACCGUAAUAGGCCGCUCGAUCAAAGCAGUGGGACGCGACGAUUACAAUGCACCCUACCAGAAACUCACCACACAAUCGGAAGAUUUCAGUAGGAAGCUGUACAUCUUCGCGGAGAAGAGCCAACGAUACAUUUGCUUCAAUAAGCGGUGGAAACUCGUCGGCCUGCCGAAAAAACAGAAGGGACCGAUGUGCCAGUUUUACGAGGUGUACAACGGCUCCUAUCUGAGGUACAGGAGCGCCGUCGACGGGACGCGGUAUAUCGGGUUCAAUAAGUUCGGUAGGCCGAUGAAGAAUCCCCACGGCAGGCAAGAGUGUUUCAACUUCAUCAAGUACAAUCCCCAUGCCGACAUAAACCACCACAACAGCCUGGUGAACGCGGAGAUGGGCGGUAUGGAGCCGCGGGAGCCGUACGUCGUCUCGAGGAAACCGUCGCCGGUGAUGAGGGCCACGAAGAACUCCCUGUUGCAGGCCGACAGUGCGAGGGGGCACGUCCACACGUCCACGCAUCGCCAUCGGCACUCGAAUCGCUGGAAGCAUCUCUCGCAUCGGCAGGACGGGGUAGACUCGGGACCCCGGAGACGGCAUGAGAGCCGCCUCCUCGUCGAGGCCAGCAAGUAUUGAGCCACGUGGGAGCUCGCCGAUCAAGACUGCCUCCUCUGUACCCCGUGAGAACCUGAGAUCAGAACUGCCAAAUACGCUGGUGGAUCGCACGGUCGGGAUGUCAGGAGCCCACUUAACGGCGCGGCGCCUCGUGUGUCGCGACUCGAAGCACCACGUAUUCGUUCGAUCGGUCGGCGAAUCAAGAGCGCGGGCGCGGCUCGCUCCGAGCACACACGCCUUAAGCUGCGCCCGUUUAGUUUCCGUUUUCGCCCGCCGGAGCGAAGCAAUGUUCCCGCGGCGAGGACGCGGGUGUCGUCGUCGAGAUUAGCGUCCAAGAUCGGCGAUGGACUCCCGCCGGCGAAGCUAUCUCAAUUUCACGCGGUUAAGUUCGAUUUACACUUGCCCCGACUGAUCUCUCUUCAGGCAAGUAUGUACCUCGUAACGUAUAAGAGCGUUUUCUUUCUCAUCGUUGAUUCCUCGUGGAUUUAAUUCGCGCGCGCGCGCGCGCGCGCGACGAAUAUCGCUCUGUCUCUUUUUUACUCACACUCUUUCUCUCUCUCUCUCUCUCUCUCUCCGUCUAUCUAUAUCUCUUUCUCUUUUUUUAAUCUCGUGACGAAGCGUGGCCAAUUAGUAGAAAAUAUCUUUCUUUCGAUGCUGCGCGUCGUGGUAAACGCGCGACACCGCGCCGGCUAUGUAAAUUCAUUCAAGCCGUUAUUGCUUGGUCGAUCGUUUGGAGCGACGCAAAGGAAUUCACAUCGCGUAGAAAUCGUAGCGCAACCGAACGGCUGCUGUGCUUCGAGCGCGGUCACCGGCCCGCGAUGGUAGCGCAAAGAGCCGCGCGGAUGGCGCACGCCGACGGACAUGCUGUUUCCCAAUUUAUUUGGCAAAAAUAAUUCGUCUUUUGGAUACAUCAUGAAAUACAGAA